UUCGACUCCUGGUCUCCUGUCUCGCUUCUCCGAAAAAAAUGACAAGUUCCUUGACUUUUUUGUCAUGGCGCGAAAAAUUUCGGGGUCUCCAGGGGACGAACACGUGCAGCCCCGACUUUCAAUUCUUUUCUUUUUUCCGACUGUUAGAACGAACCUUCCGUGGGAAGCGCGGACUGCACGAUAUGCCACCGACAAAGAAGGGGGACUUGGAUAAGUUAGCAUGGGGAUGGAUAGAAUCUGUCAAUCCGGACGAGAUUGAGAAAAUACAUUUGGAAACUGCAUACAGGAUUGGAUUAAAGAGCUGUAAAACUUGCAAACGUAAUUGCACAUACAAUCCCCAAUGUCUGACAGGUUUGGGAGAGGAAAAAUAUAUGAAGUCUCAGCCGGCCGAGGUUGUGUCUUUAGAAAGUUCCUUAUCCGAGUUACGUGAUCCAACCCAGUAUGUCGGCUUGAAGAAUUUAGGUGCUACCUGCUACGUCAAUAGCUUAAUUCAGAUGUGGUUUCACAAUGAAGACAUGAGAAGGAUAAUAUACAAAUGGGAUAUUACGGAGGAUCCGGAGGAGAAGGAGGCGUUGUACCAGUCUAAGAAGGCAGGAAUACCCUACCAGCCGGUAACCGCGGUCGGCCAAUUGCAGUACCUCUUUGCGAUGAUGCAAUUCGGCAAUCGGAGCCUCCUUGAUCCAAUUAAUCUCGCUAUCGCGUUAUCCCUGGACACCAGAACGCAGCAAGACGCUCAGGAAUUCUCCAAGCUGCUAUUGUGCCAUAUCGAAGGAAAGCUCCAGCAAAACUCGGAGCUGAAGCAGAUGCUGCAGAGGCUGACUCAGGGAAAAUACAGCUAUAUCAAUCGUUGCUCCACGUGCAGCACUGAGUACCCAACGUCCACCACAUUCUAUGAGUUGGAUCUACAACUGGCGGGUACGUUGAAGGAGGCGAUCGACAAUUAUUUGUUGGAGGAACAGUUGACGGGGGCGAAUCAAUACCAUUGCGUUACUUGCAAUGACAAAAAGGACGCCAGGCGAUUCAUACGACUGGAGUCUCUCCCGGAGACUUUGAACAUUCAGCUAAUGCGCUUCGUAUUCCAUAGAGAUUCCGGACAGAAGAAAAAGUUGAAUUCGUACAUUCAAUUUCCCGAGGAACUCGAUAUGUCGGAAUAUAUUGGGUGUCAGCCUCAAACUCAUCUGUACAGUCUCGUCGCCGUAUUGAGCCACAAAGGUCCAUCCGCACAUUCUGGGCAUUACAUCGCGAACAUAUGUAAUUCGAGCGGGGAGUGGUAUCAGUUUAGCGACGAUAAAGUUGAAAAAAUGCAGAAUAAACGAAUCGAGGAUAGCGUGAAUGAUAAAUCAAUGAAACGUGGACGUGUUCCAAAGGGAUUCCUGUCAUCCAACACAGCUUACAUGUUGGUUUAUAAAAAGUUAACUGUAGAUAGUCGAACAAGUGCUUCGAAAAAAGUGAAAUUGAAAAAACCUGAUGCGGAGGUGAAUGCUUCCAGUGAUACUGUAAGUUUGGAGAAGCUUACAGUUAAAGAAGAAAACUCCGAUACUCCGAACGAAACGGCAUCGGAAUUGGAACAGAAUUCCGAGAAUAGAGCAGAAAUGGAUGAAUGUACGAUAUCCAAAAAGACUGAUACACCUACGACGGAUAAAAAUGAGAAGAUAGAAACAGAAGAUAGAAAUGAUACAGAAGCUAUCGUUAGCACAAACGGAUGUAAAGACACACAGGAUUCUACUUUAGAACAAUUACAGAAUAAGGUGCACUGUCUAAAACAGCCGGUGGUAAAAGUCGUUAAACUUGAUUAUAAACGACUGAAUGGUGACGCACACAGAGCUAUGAGUUGCGGAGAACGUGAUUUUUAUGAAGAGAUGGAAUUUGAGAAUUGGCAAGUAAGCAGCACGAUGCGUGAACUUGUCAGACAAGAAAACGUUAAACACGAAUUGAGUUUGUUGGCCGCACAGCAAGAAAAACAAAAAGAAAUUGAGGAUCAGAAUUUCAAACGACAACUCAUAAUAGAUGUGUAUAAUAUAAUCCAAUCAGUAACAUCUUGGGAUAAUUAUUAUUGGAUACCAACCGACUGGCUGUCGAAAUGGUUGAACGGAAAUUCCUCUACAGUCGACGUCCGUCCGAUCGACAAUUCCAAUUUAAUGUGCUCGCACAGUCGACUCGAUCCAUUGAAAGUUAGUCGUAUGAAAUGCGUGCCGGAGUUAGCAGCCCAAAUGCUUUAUGACAAGUAUCAAGGAGGCCCGCGAUUAGAUCAGACAUUUUUGUGCGAAAUUUGCGUGAAACGACGCUGCAAAUUGUUGCGUUUCAAGCUAGCGCUUGAACGAGAUCACAAAGAAGUUGGGGAGCUAAUUCGUACAUUUAAAGAACCCACCGAGACGAGCUAUAUAAUCGGCACCGAUUCACUGCGAUCAUGGCGAAGAUUAGCUAUGGAAACGUUUCAAGAGGAUGUAGAGGAAAAGGUGGACGAUUGUCAGGACAUUCAGGAGGAGAGUAAAAAUACCGACAAAGACAACGGCAAGACCGACGGCAACGAUUGUCCGAAGGAAGUCGAGGAGAACAAGGAGAAUGAGAUUAUAAACUUCAACGAAGACUUGCUCUGUGAGCACAAGUCUCUUAAAACGGCAGACUCCAGUAGGAAAGUGAUACCUCAAGAGGCAUGGUCGAUUCUUAAGAAAUAUUUCCCGGAUUCGAAGGAAUAUUCCGUUGGAUCGUCAUCCUGUUCAAUUUGCGAGGAAAGAAUGGAAAGUGCGCAAAGAGCGAAGAAAGACGACAAGAUAAAGGCGAAACAGCAGAAAGACGAGCUGACGGACUUGUAUUACGGAAGGAAUAGAAAUGAAAUCGCCAAGUGCAACGACCCUGACAAAGCUUUCUACAUCGUUGAGAAGAGUUUCCUGGACAGCUGGCGUUCCUUCAUUCGAUACGCGGAGAUCUAUUCGAGAACACCACCGACAAGUAUCCAGAACGCCUCGCUUCUCUGCGAGGCGCAUAAGGGAUUCCUGCAUGCGGCCAGUAUUAAUAACGAACUAUACAGUAUAGUGACCGCGGAGGAAUGGUCGAAGCUGAUGCAGUUUUACGAGGCCGAUUAUCCCAUUAUGAUAAAGAAAAUUGGCGACGACUAUCACACGAUUCCGACCCCGUGCGCAGCCUGCAUGUUAGCGAAGGUUGAACAGGAACGCUUGGAAAGCUUAAAGUACGACAGAGCGACAAUCUACAUCAAAUGUAUUGAUGAAAACGAGGAGAUUAAGACGGACAAUGAUUAUAAGGUAGCGACAAAAAAGCCGAAGAUAGAAAAGGCACGUCCAUCACGAAGUAGGAGAAAAUUAAAAGGAUCGCACGAGCUCAAAGUGUCUUCUGAGAUUACUUUAAAAGAUCUCAAAGUAAUGACGAUGCAGAUUUGUGGGGCUGGACCGUACGAUCAACAUAUAAUGUUAGGCGAACACGAACUCAUCGACGAUAAUCUGAGCUUGGCGGCACUCGGAAUAUUUCCUGGAGCUCUACUUACGUUAAAGACUGAUGCACCGUUAGAAAAUGAGACCGACGUCGAGUCCGUUGCCCACAAUUUCGAUUCUUCAUCGCCAGAGAAGGGCUUCAAGGGAACGGAAUUGGUGCCGAGCUGAUCUGUAUGAAUAUAAUGUAGCCAAUUUCCUUUAACGUUUAAUAAUAGCCGAUUUAACGCAAGAUAUUUUUAUACAAUCUAUACAUAUAUUAAUGUAUAUACGUAUAUCUACAUAUAUAUAUAUAUAUAUAUACAUAUUAAAUAUAUAAAUAUUUGAUCCUUAUAUACAUGCAUCCGUUACCGAUGAAGUUGUGGAAGAGAAUAUAAUUCUAUGCUGUUGUGUCUUUACAACUUACGCUAUUCUAUUUGUUAAGAAAGUAGCAAUGGUCAGAUUUGUAAAACGUAAAAGGAAGAUAUCGAAGGUGAAGAUACUAAAGAUGAAGUGAAACAAAGAUCGUAAAAAGCUUGUUGAUUUAUUCAUUAGUACGAUGAUGCUUUGUCCAUUAAAUUUUUGUGGAUUGAAGAAAUAUAGUAGAAACACGGAUAUGCUUCCUCUUUCCUCGAUUUAUAUUUGUUUAACGAUCGAAAUAUGUAUUCAUAUAUAUCUCGAAUGUAUAUUAACGCGAAAUUUUAAUGAUAGUUUUAUAGAUCAUGUAUUUAAUUCGUUUGUAUAAAAUAUAUGAUGGCUUGAUGAUA
Messenger RNA from Wasmannia auropunctata (little fire ant), 4189 nucleotides. RefSeq names its product ubiquitin carboxyl-terminal hydrolase 48-like. The transcript has 18 exons. Gene Ontology annotation, molecular function: cysteine-type deubiquitinase activity; cysteine-type endopeptidase activity. NCBI's taxonomy places the organism in Eukaryota, Metazoa, Arthropoda, Insecta, Hymenoptera, Formicidae. Bases 39 to 3614 code for a protein of 1191 amino acids. Gene Ontology annotation, cellular component: nucleus; cytosol. Gene Ontology annotation, biological process: protein deubiquitination. The record is from RefSeq and is a predicted model, not a curated record.